CAAUUCAAAUAAUUGGAUCAAAAUAGAAACAAAAUUCAUAACAACCAAGUGUAAAAAAAGUAAACGAAAAUAAACGAAAACACAAAUUAGAUUCACUGAAAAAGACGUUUAUCUGAUUAAACAACCAUUACGGGUGAAGGAAGAAAUAAGAGAAUACAGAGUGUAGUGGAUUAGAAUAUGAAGUUCGUACAAAGAGUGACCCUUGUAGUUUUUUGGGGAUUUACAUUAUUGUUUUUUAAUAAGACAGUGAUAAUUUCUUUUUCAACAUACUAUCAAACAGUGUACAACAGCUUUGGCAAAACGUUACAAAACGAUACGAAUAAAAUACUAUUAUUUCAUGGAAGAAACAUUUCGACGCAGUUUGAGAGCUUUUACAUCAAUGCUUCUGAUAAUGAACUAAUGGAUCCAUUUAUCCAUCAACAUCGUUACGAACUAUUACUCAAUCAAAAUGUGAAAUGCAAAGGGAAAAAUGUUUUUCUUCUAAUGUUUGUUCAUAUGGCACCGGUCAAUUUUGAUGGACGUAACUUGAUUAGAUCCACGUUUGGAUCCAUUCUAAAAUUUCAAAAUAAACGCAUUGAACAUGUAUUUGUGCUCGGCAAAACCGAAAAUGUAACUCUUCAACUAGAAAUCGAACAUGAAAGUAAAAGAUACAUGGACAUUAUUCAAGGUAAUUUCAUAGAUUCAUACAGGAAUUUAACAUACAAACUUAUAUUUAGUUUGUUUUGGGUGAAUAAUUUCUGCAACAAUGCAAAAUUCGUCAUCAAGAUGGACGAUGAUAUUAUAAUAAAUAUCCCACUCAUAAUACCCUACCUGGCAGAGAAGUUAAAGGCUGGAAAAACAGUCAAUGUUCUGGAAUGUAAAACGAUAACGAAAAAUAUUCCGGUUCGUGAAAGGAACAAUAAAUGGUUUAUAACACCGGAAGAAUACCCAUUCACAAAGUUUCUCCCAUAUUGUGCUGGACACAGUUCUAUAAUGUCAAUUGACGUUGUAAGAAAAAUGUACAGAGCAUCAAAGAAUGUACCUUAUUUAUGGUUAGAGGAUGUUUAUGGAAGUGGAUUUUUAUCUUUGCUUUUAAAGUUAAAUAUGUGUAUGCCCAAAUUUUAUUUUGAACCUGUGAUAAGUAGUUUAUAUGAUAAGCCAUGCAGUUUAUUUUAUUUGAAUAUUUUAAAAAAUGACACCAAUGCACUAGUUUUAUGGCAUACCAUAACACAAUAUGAAAAAAGAGUCAACUGUACGUUUAGAUAUUAAAUUUGAAUAUACGCGUUUCUAAAUAUUCCCUACUGGACGUUAAGCAAACAACAUUGAACCAAAGCUUUAACCUUAUAUAUUUCCACAUUCAGUGAUACGCAAAACCAAGGUAAAAAUUCAUUAUACUUGAAAUUUCACAUCAUAAUGAACAAAUGAACUCAGUUUUAUUUGGCGUUACCACAACUUCAUUGAAAGCUACCUACAACUAAAACCGUAACAUGAUACGGGUCGGACUAGCUAUAUAAUAUAUGACUUAGCAUUUCCUUUCCAUUUUCAACAUUUGCAUACAGAUAUGUUCAUUGUUUUAAUGCUCGAAUGGCAAAUAAGAAUUUAAAGAUAGAAAAUGAGUAAAAUAAAAUCUCAUUAAACAAACAGAAACAAUAACUAUCACCCCGAGUUUACAUACUAUUUGACUAUGGUCGGAUGGAAGAAAGGAUUGACGAACACAAAACAACACUGAGGAAAACCAUACUUACGACUCACUGUCGCAUAAAAAGCUGGUCGUUUUUUAUUGUGUUGGCAUCUGUAUUUGAUUGUUGUUUAUUUAUGAAAUAGUAAUAACAAUAUA
Messenger RNA from Mytilus californianus (California mussel), 1816 nucleotides. RefSeq names its product beta-1,3-galactosyltransferase 5-like. Gene Ontology annotation, cellular component: membrane. The record is from RefSeq and is a predicted model, not a curated record. NCBI's taxonomy places the organism in Eukaryota, Metazoa, Mollusca, Bivalvia, Mytilida, Mytilidae. Gene Ontology annotation, molecular function: hexosyltransferase activity. Bases 178 to 1248 code for a protein of 356 amino acids. The transcript has a single exon.